GUCUCCCCUCCCUCCCUCCCUCCCUUCUCGACUGGGUCGGUCCGCUGGGGUGCCGAAUCCCCUCACGGCUGGGACGCGCCGAACUCCCAGCAGGAGUCGGCUCUCUGGAGCCUGGUCCCUCCCUUCCCCUUCCCUGUCCCCUUCCCCCACCCCCGACGCGGGCUCAGCGCGGCGGCCGGAGGAACCCCCGAGCCACCCAGGGCCCCUGAGCUGGAGGAAUGGAGAACUCCUCGGCGGCGUCAGCCUCCUCAGAGGCAGGAAGCAGCCGCUCCCAGGAGAUCGAGGAACUGGAACGCUUCAUUGACAGCUACGUGCUGGAGUACCAGGUGCAGGGGCUGCUGACAGACAAGACGGAAGGUGAUGGGGAGAGCCAGAGGACACAGUCCCACAUCUCCCAGUGGACUUCUGACUGCAGAGAGCAGCUGGAUGGUGGCUGUUCCUUCUCCAGAGGGCGAGCCCCGCCACAGCAGAAUGGCAACAAAGACAGCUCUCUAGACGUGCUAGGCACAGAUAUCUGGGCUGCCAACACCUUUGACUCCUUCAGUGGUGCCACCUGGGACCUGCAGCCUGAGAAGCUGGACUUCACCCAGUUCCAUCGGAAGGUGCGCCACCCUCCCAAGCAGUCCCUGCCGCACAUCGACAGAGAUGGGUGUGGAAAAGGGAAGCUGGAAGAUGGGGAUGGCAUCAACCUGAAUGACAUCGAGAAGGUCCUCCCAACCUGGCAGGGCUACCACCCUAUGCCCCAUGAAGUGGAGAUCGCACAUACCAAGAAGCUGUUUCGGAGGCGGAGAAACGACCGAAGACGGCAGCAGAGACCUCCAGGAGGGAAUAAACCCCAACAGCAUGGCGACCAUCAACCAGGAAGUGCCAAACACAACAGGGACCACCAGAAAUCCUACCAGGGGGGCUCAGGACCCCACCCCUCAGGGAGGCCCACACACCACGGCUACAGCCAGAACAGGCGCUGGCACCACGGUAACAUGAAGCAUCCACCAGGAGACAAGGGAGAAGCAGGCAGCCACCGCAACGCCAAAGAGACCGUGACCGUUGAGAACCCCAAACUUGAAGAUAGCCCAGGGGACACCGGACACAGUGGCCUUGAGCCAACCUGCAGUCCUGGCACUGUGGCCCCAACACCCUCUGAGAGGCCAACCCCACAGCCGCCAGGGGGGCCAGAGGCUGAGACCAAGCAUAAAGACAGUGUUCUUCCCGAGCGCCCUGGGGAGCGGCCCAGAAUCACUCUGCUCCAGUCUUCCAAAGACAGGCUGAGGCGAAGACUGAAAGAAAAGGUACCGGAGGAAGUGACAGUAGAGACAAGCAAUCCUCAGCCAAACAAGAUGGACAAAUUGAUGGAGAUCCUGAAUAGCAUGAGGAACAACAGCAGCGAUGUGGACGCCAAGCUCACCUCCUUCAUGGAGGAGGCCCAGAACUCCACCAACUCCGAGGAGAUGCUGGAGGAGAUCGUGCGAACCAUCUACCAGAAGGCCGUGUCGGACCGCAGCUUUGCCUUCACGGCCGCCAAACUCUGCGACAAGAUGGCACUCUUCAUGGUGGAGGGGACCAAGUUCCGGAGCCUGCUCCUCAACAUGCUUCAGAAGGACUUCACUGUGCGUGAGGAGCUGCAGCAACAGGAUGUGGAGCGCUGGCUGGGCUUCAUCACCUUCCUGUGUGAGGUGUUCGGCACCAUGCGGAGCAGCACGGGCGAGCCCUUCCGAGUGCUGGUGUGCCCCAUCUACACGUGCCUCAGGGAGCUCUUACAGUCUCAGGAUGUGAAGGAAGAUGCUGUCCUCUGCUGCUCCAUGGAGCUACAAAGCACAGGCCGGCUGCUGGAGGAGCAGCUGCCUGAGAUGAUGACGGAGCUCCUAGCCAGCGCUCGAGAUAAGAUGCUAUGCCCCUCAGAAUCCAUGCUCACCCGGUCCCUGCUCCUGGAGGUCAUCGAGCUCCAUGCCAACAGCUGGAACCCUCUGACGCCCCCCAUCACACAGUACUACAACAGGACCAUCCAGAAACUGACAGCCUGACAGAGAAAGGGGCCUGGCGGGCAGCCCGUAGGCAGCUGGGGCCCUGGUCCACAGGGCCAGAUGGACAGGCGAAAGGACAGGGGUGGCCCUGGUGGGAAAAAGAAAUGAGCAGGGAGGCCGGCAGCAGCAGUGGCCAGUCUGGAACCAGUCACGGAGGGGAUGGGAUCCCUCAGAAGAGCUCCCCCGUGUCGCUCCCCAGCCUGAGCAUGUGGCAGCUCACACCAAGGGAAGCAUGUUUCUUUGUCCUGGUGGUCACCCGCCCUUGCUCUCCUCCCCGCCCCCCCCGCCCCCUGCCUUCCAGCCCAUCCCCCAUAGAGCUUUAUGGGAGAAAUCUCUGCCACUCCUCACUGUCUCCAGCUGCCUCUCAGCCUCCCACACCUCUGGCCACGGGCUGGGUCAGCCAGGACUGCUGAGGGCUGAAAAAGUGGGUCGAGAUGGCUCUCAUUGUUCCCACGUGCCGUCCGCCGCAGUCGCCAACUGGCAGCCGGCAACGUGUAGCAGAUGUCUGGGAGGACAAAGGCAGGCAUGGUCCCCACCAGCCGCCCACAAUUGACAGCCUUUGUCAGCCCCAGAGGAGCUGGGGAAAGGGUCCCCCACCCCUUCUAACCUUUGUAUUUCACCCUCCUAACUUCAAUUCCUCCUACUUUCAGCCUCCAGCCCCAGGGCCUGCUGCUCCCUCCGGGCAGAGGAGGGAGUUGGGACUCCCAGCUCAGCUUGCUCCCUUUUAUUUUGUUUUCCACUAGAUGCUUUGAAGUCUCUCUUCUCAAUGAGAAUGCCCUUGAUGUGAUCCCACAGUCGUCGCCUUGAGGACCCCCCUGAUUAGUGGGAAUCAAACCUUGCCCCCUCUGUAAAGAAUCUAGCCACAAACAGCUUGCCAGUAGCCAGCUAGUAAUUGGAAACUUCCGCCCCAUUGGGGGUCCCCACUGGAACCCCAUGUUCCUGGGCCCCUGUCCACUGCUAGCUUCCAAAGGGCUGAUACUGUCCCCUGGACUGCCUUAGGACCUGCCCUGGCCCCUGUUACGGCAAACGGGGCCAGAAACGAUGCUGGCGAAUUAAAACCAAAUGCAAGUCUUGUUCCAAGCAACUGCUGGAGGAAGAGCCGCUGCUGGCUUCUUGGGUCUGGGAGCCUCAUCCGCGGGCUGUGUCCUUGCCCUCACCUCAUCCCAGGCAAGACCUGGAACGGCCUCCCAGACUGAUGGGGAGAGGAAAGCCUUGGAGUCGUGACUGGAAGACAGUUGGUAGGUGACCAGGCAGGCAACCAGGUGGAGUUCUUCAGGCUAGCAACAAAGCUAGGGUUUCUCGAAAGGUUUUGGUCCCAGGGAGUAACCCUUCUUCUAUACCGACUAGAGAGGAGGAUGUGACUCAGCCCAAGAGGCUUGUCUCUGCUGUGUGGUGACUGGUGGCUGCUCUGCCUCAUCUCUGGGAAGCAGGAACCCACACUUUGAUGCUCCCCCAGAAUAUGGCUUCCCAGUGUGUUGCUUUUACUGGGAUUGGUCAUCCUAUAGGCCAUGUUGGAGGCGCUUGAGCAGUGGUUCUCAACCUGUGGGUCGAGACCCCUUUGAGGGUCAAGCAACCCUUUCAUAGGGGUCUCAUAUCAGAUAUUUAUAUUACAAUUCAUAACAGUAGCAAAUUACAGUUAUGAAGUAGCAGUGAAAUAAUUUUACAGUUGGGGGUCACCCCAACAAGAGGAAUUGUAUUAAAGGGUCGCAGCAUUAGGAAGGCUGAGAACCACUGCACUUGGGUCUUCCUGGUUCAGAUCAGGCUGGCUAGAGUAAGGAAGGUUUCUCUUAAUUGUUUCAAGUCUAGAAGAUGAGAAGGGGAUGUUGGGGUGAGGGAGUCCCCAAUCUCCCUGGCUCUCCCCAACUGAAAUCUGGUAAAGAUGGGGCCUCAAAAGGACCUGCUGGGAAGAAGGCAUAGAGGUCAAUGGCCACCCCAGCUUUGAUCUCUUUCCUCUCCCUCUCCUCCUUCCCAUCUUUCUUUUCUCUACUUCUUGCUGCCUUGUCUCCCAUUCCAGCCCUUAGGCUGAGCCUGGAGCCCAGGGACACUUGCAAGCCCCACAGGUGGUGCUGAGGGAAAUGCAAGGCAGACGCGAUGUGCAGAGAAGGCCCCAGGGAAACCUUGCUCUUGUAGAGUGGGGCGGCCCAGGUCCACAGGCACCUGCUCCCUGCAGUUUUGAGGAGCCAUAGGUGUCCUUGCGUGGGCCUGCUUCCCAGGCGUCCCUAAGGCUGGCAUGUGUGAGCAUGAAUGCUUGCACACGCACAAGUGUAUAUAAGCAUCUGCUGAGCGUGAAGCAGGACCAUGAGAAAGAAAGAGGCUGAUGGUGGGGGUUCAAGUCACGGGAGUAGGGGAGGUCUCCUAGGCACCAUAUGGGGGCUCCCAAACACUGUGUAGAGGCGGAGACUGUAGCUUUGUGUGUACCGUGGACCUAAUGCAGCUCCUUCUUAACGGCCUAUUGGGGGGGGUCUUGCCUCAAGAGCAGCCCCUUCUAGGGCCCUGAGGACCAGUAUGAAGAUGCAAGAUAUAAAUAUGUAUACAUAUAUAAAUAUAUUUUUAAUUACAUGUUGUGUCCUGCUGGCUCCAGACUUACCGUCUGCCUAGUUGCUCGAAAGCUCUUCCUGGUCAGUCCAUCCUAAUAUGACACUUCUGGCUGUUUGUUUGUUUGUUUGUUUGUUUGUUUCAAAUGUAGAUCCCUGCUACUUUUUCAGACAUGGAAAAAAAAAAAACCUUUAUUUUAUUUUUUAAAGAAGCAACAGUAAAGCCUAAAAUCUCCAAGUCUGAGUAGCUUCCUGUAGGAGACUACUCAGGCAGGAAGUGGGGGGAAAUGCAGGCACCCACGGACCCCUGACCUCUCCCCAGGCCAGAGCGUUCUCUGCCGCCAGAGGAACAGCGUAUCAAAGCCCACCUCUGAAUGAACGGACAGGAGGCAGAGAUAGAAGAUAUCUGGCUGGCGCCUCUCUCGGGCUUGUGUUGUUCAUCUGGCCAUGGUGAUCGUAUACUGAGCCUUUUCAGACUCCCCUGCCUGUUGGGAUGAGUUGGUCCUUGUUCUCCUCUCAAGUGGCCUGCUUGUCACUGUCCUUCUCAUGAACUGGCCAUAUUGCCUAAGCUCUGGGACCACAGCUCCUGCAGGACUCCCAGCCUCCCUUGGACAGGGCCAGGAGCCUCACCAUCAACCAUGGGGAACGUGUGCCCCCUAAAACCGUCUUCAUCCACACAUUCUUCUUUAUCCAGUCUGUAAACCUUUAUGGUCUGGGAAUCCUCUCGUCCAUCUGUGUAAAUGUAAAUGUUGACCCGAUUGGUAUUUAUUCUAAUUUUUAUUGUAUUUUAUUUUAUUUUGUCUGAAGGGUUAGGGGGUGGGAAGCAUACCACUGGUUGCACCCAGGGCAGCUGCAGGGAUGAAGCCCACACAGCCCAGGAGCCAAGAGAAGCAGCUCCUUUGGGGCCCUCUGGGUAGCCACAUCAUAGGCUGUUAUCUGGUGUCAGAAGCCAGCCAGUGUUCCUUGUCCCAGACACUCAGGCCUGCCCAUGGCGUAUGUCCCUCAGCUGCCUGAUACUGCUGGGAAACCUGCCUGGGUCUUGGAGGAGGUGGGUGGGAGAGAACAGAACUCUCUCCUCUGCUCAGGACACUUGCGCCAGAAGAUCUGGCACCUCACCUGAGCCAGCUGGGAACCUGACAAUAGGACCCUACCUCCCCGGAGCAGGGUCUAGAGCUUCCCGCCAAAGCUAUGGGCCAAUCCUGCUCGCGCCAUUCCUCCCCAUCACCCGUAUGUCCUGCUUCCCAGCUGAACCCAAACUACAAAUGGGUUUAAAAAAAAAAAUAAAUGAUA
Messenger RNA from Chionomys nivalis (European snow vole), 5845 nucleotides. It is a transcript of the gene Ctif, whose product is annotated as cap binding complex dependent translation initiation factor. Gene Ontology annotation, cellular component: cytosol. Gene Ontology annotation, biological process: regulation of translational initiation. Lineage: Eukaryota; Metazoa; Chordata; Mammalia; Rodentia; Cricetidae. Gene Ontology annotation, molecular function: RNA binding; translation activator activity; protein binding. The record is from RefSeq and is a predicted model, not a curated record. The transcript has 12 exons. Bases 219 to 2021 code for a protein of 600 amino acids.